Molecule: messenger RNA, 1738 nt
Organism: Synchiropus splendidus (mandarinfish)
Lineage: Eukaryota; Metazoa; Chordata; Actinopteri; Syngnathiformes; Callionymidae
Gene: c7h22orf39
Product: chromosome 7 C22orf39 homolog
Exons: 3
Coding region: 38-370 (110 amino acids)
Source: RefSeq, a predicted model, not a curated record
AAAUGGAUCAUGACAAAAGCGGAAGUCCGUGGUAAACAUGGAGCGUUCCAGAGACAGGCAGUGGAGGCCGCCACGGACAUGUGACAACUACUUGAGUGAAUUCAGACACUGCAAAAGCCUCCGAAAUCGCUUUCACCACUACUACGUGUUUGGCACCCCUCCUGUCUGCCACCAGUGGAAAGAAGACUACAAUAACUGCAGAGCAUGGGAGAAAUAUUCAGACACAAACGCCAAGGAGGCAUUACAGAGCAGCGAGAAGAACCGAGUGGCUGAGCAGACAAACUUCUCUCCAGUGUGGGAAUUAAGGAAAGCUCCACCCAGUGACUGGAACGUUCCUCUUGAUGAAAACAACAAGCCAUAUAACUCAUGAACCUGCUAUGACUGUCCAACAUAUUUAAUAUUCAUUGCACAACUUCAACAAAACUAUUCUCUGGAACCAUCUGUUUGUGACCCAUAGGUCAUCAUGCAUUGUUUUAGUGGUCUCAUAUAUAUAUGAGUAAAAUGUUUAGGGAAUCAAAAUGCCUGUUAUAUUAUUUCAACUCCCAGACUGAUUACACAACCACAAGAGUUGAGAAUGUGACAGAGCUCAUAUUUACACAGCAAAAAUCCACACCAAUACCUGCAUGUUUUGGGUCGUCAGGCUAUGCAUUAUGGUGGAGACACUCAAAUGAAUUUGGGGCUUCAGAGAUACUCUCAGAAUAAAUUGAGACAUGAACUAUAUGGACUGCAGCUAAGAGGCUCUGCCUCACGAAUCAGUACGCUGGAGAAGUGGUGAAGAGUGUCUUUCCACCUUCCAGGUGCAACUUAUAUUCCAAAGGUCUUCUUGUAUGUGGUAGCUCCAUCUCAGUUGGUAUCUUUCCAGUUGAGGAAGUCUGACACAGAUUUUGGUCUGUCAAUGAUCCAUCUCAUUUUGGAAGCAGCAAGUUUAAUAUUUUUAAAAAGAGAAACUAAUCCCAUCGGUAACACCUUUUUAAUUGGAGAAUUUCAUCAUUUCAAUCAUUUCAUAUUUUGACAAAAUGAUGUGACAUUACUUUCAGCAGAUUCACACAGUUUAAUUGAUAUUGUGGACAAUGUCUUUCAUGGUAACGGUGAUAAGCCGCUCUUCUCAAAUUUUGUUGCCGGUCACUGCGUGUAGACUCGAGUGAUGUCGUUAUAUUUCCCAUCAGGAGCUUCGUGAAUCGUUUUCGGUGGUGUAUAGACAGGACCAUCCCGAGACAGGGGGAAAAGACUGAGGUCAGGUGUCAGAGCAGCAAGAUAGAGCUCCUCCGAUUCAAUUUUCAGCUCCUCUAGCGCCUCCCUCUGGGCUUCAAGAGCGAGUUCAACUGCCUUCAUCUCAGCCAUGUGCUGCUCCUGCAGGACAAAGACACAGCAGUCAUUUAGAGGGUAGAUGUUCGAUUCUAUAGUUAUGUUAAGUCGCAGCUGUCUUGGUCAGAACAUGGUCACCUGUUUGUAUUUACACCACUUCUUCAGUAGCACAGCUCUCCGUUCACUUUCUUCAAAUGACAGCCGGGGUGCAGAGCGCUGUCUAAAACAGUCAAAAGAAAGACUUAAAUUAAUGCCUGAACAUUAAGGAAAUUUCAUUUUUUAGUUACAGAUCUUCCCCUUUAAGUCAAAGCUUGUUUCCUCGCUCAAGGUUUCGCCUACUGUUCUGUACACUGCAGUCAACAAGAGCCCUUAUGUUUCACUGGUUUCCUGGCAUGCCUCUACUUGCUGGCAAUGUACUAUUCUGACGUAAACA